This is a messenger RNA of Lingula anatina, 1167 nucleotides long. RefSeq lists its product as uncharacterized. Lineage: Eukaryota; Metazoa; Brachiopoda; Lingulata; Lingulida; Lingulidae. Gene Ontology annotation, cellular component: ciliary basal body. The record is from RefSeq and is a predicted model, not a curated record. Gene Ontology annotation, biological process: cilium organization.
UCCUCCCUGGAAACUAUUGUUUGUUUACAGCUGAUGCUUUAACACGCGGGGGUUGGUUUAUAAACAACUGAGCCUCCAGUAUCUCCCGAUAAAAAAGUAAAUUUUAGGUGACAGCUAUGGCGCUGCAUUUUAGCGGUAAUCAGUAUGAACAGGCCUUUGAUCCCAAAAGGCUACAGAACUGGGAAGUAGCAAAGCGACACAGACAGAGACCCAAGUCUUUGGAUGGUUUCACUCAGAUCAUUGCCACAGACAGAGGGCACCUGUUCCCUGGAGUGAGGAGGAGUGGAGAAUCACCCUGGGGGACAUUUGUUGGGACAUGGGACAUGCCACUUAAAAUACCAGGCAAUAAGAUGACCAACCCCACUGCCAGGUCCACCUACGCCCAAGAGAAGCUGCACAAAUUAAAAGGUGAAGGGGAUUUGGUCAUCAAGGGCACACUCAAGGCUCCACCCAAAAUUCCCACUCCUCCAGGCCCUCUCAGGCAUGAGGACAUAGUUGUAUCAGGCAAAGAGAAAGUACCUGACGAUAAGCCCACACAUCUAGAGGACAGCGCAGAGAAUGAUAUUGCACGCAGUGGUGCCAAAGGUCCUACGCCCCCCGCCAUCAUGACCCGCACCACCCCUGUCCGUGUCACACCACCCGCUCCUAAAGACAUUCCCCCAGAGCCAAAACUGGCCACCCCUGUCAUGGCAAAAAUUCCCACACCUGUUGCCAGAGAAAUGCUACGAUCUCCAAAGAUGAAGACCCCUGAAAGAAAAACCCCAGUGAAAACUCCAGAUUGGGAUGCACAACAACCAAAAACAGGGGCUCGUCCUGACACUCCACCAAACAAGGUGAAUGAGCCCUUAGUGGCUUAAGUGGUGGUUUUCAUAUGGACUGUUGUAGAGAGAAAAAACUCAAUUCAUCAAUGACUGGGAUUAUCAUUUAUUGAUCAGUUCAUCACUCUUUCAUAUACAAAUACUCUUGUACAGAUUCUUCCUUCCUUUGCUUAAAGCUUUUGAAGUAAAACAGUAUUAUCAUGUGAGACUGGCGAUAGUAACGUCCAAUGAAUUUCAUCUUGAAAUGGUACAUUGUACAGUUGUUCUUAUUCCUAGCAGUAUAGAUUUAGGAAUUAGUCAUUAUUAGUUGAUUUCUGCUUUUAUUUGAAAAAUUUGCCUUAAUGAUUUA